AUGGGUAAGCCGGAUACGUUGGGCGAUGAUGCUUCAGAGCACGAGCGUGCUUUGUUCAAGUGUCGGAUGGCGGAGAAUGCAGAGCGAUUCGAUGACAUGGUAUCGUUUAUUCGAAAAGCUUGUGAGAGCUCUACGGAGCCCUUGGGGCCGAAUGAGAGGAACUAUUUGUCGGUGGCGUACAAGAAUAGUGUUGGAGCUCGGCGGAAUGCGUUGCGGUGUCUGACGGCGAUGAAGCAUAAGUACGAGCAGAAGGAAGCGAGUAUUAAUGUCAAGAUCAUUGACGAUUAUUACGCCGCCGUAUUGGAAGAGUUAGUCGGUAUUUGUAAUGAAGUGCUCAAUUUGAUCGACAAGCAGAUCUUGAGACCUGAGGUACUUAAUGAUUUGAAGGAUGAUCUAUCUGCUCGUGAGUUUAAAGUAUUCUUCCAUAAGAUGUACGCCGAUUACUACAGAUACCUUAGUGAAUUUGCUACUGGUGGCGACAAGACAGUUGCGAUCCAAAAGGCAAGCGAAAACUACAAGAAGGCUAUGGAGUCAGCCAGUCAAGGACUCCCACCCAGCCACCCUAUCAGACUUGGUCUCUGUCUCAACUACUCUGUAUUCUUGUACGAAAUAGAGGACCAACCAAAGGAGGCCAAAGAGCUUGCUAAGAAAGCUUUCGAUGAGGCCCUCGAUAACCUCGACUCAGCCGGAGAACUUGAAUACAAAGACAGUACACUCAUUCUCCAACUACUCCGUGACAACACUACACUCUGGUGCAGUCAGGAUAAUGACUCCAACACUGGCGCCCCUGCUGCACCGCAGCCAGGCCCUGCGGACCAGAAACCGGCAGCACCUUGA
Gregarina niphandrodes is the source of this 837-nucleotide messenger RNA. Its product is annotated as 14-3-3 family protein. The transcript has a single exon. The record is from RefSeq and is a predicted model, not a curated record. NCBI's taxonomy places the organism in Eukaryota, Apicomplexa, Conoidasida, Eugregarinorida, Gregarinidae. Gene Ontology annotation, biological process: signal transduction. Gene Ontology annotation, cellular component: cytoplasm. Bases 1 to 837 code for a protein of 278 amino acids.